ACCAGGCAGUGGACGGUUGAGGAGAUCCUCACAGGAGUGAACAGCAGUAGCGUUGAGUCUCAGCUCCAGGCCACGCAGGCUGCACGGAAGCUUCUGUCCCGCGACAAGAAUCCGCCCAUCAACCAGAUGAUCAGCGCCGGUCUGAUCCCGAAGUUUGUGUCCUUCCUGGGUCUGGCAGACUCUCCUCCGAUCCAGUUCGAGGCCUCCUGGGCUCUGACCAACAUCGCCUCCGGGACGUCCGAUCAGACGGCGGCGGUCGUGGAGGGCGGGGCCAUUCCUGCCUUCAUCAGCCUGGUCACUUCCCCCCACCAGCACAUCAGCGAGCAGGCGGUCUGGGCCCUCGGAAACAUCGCCGGUGAUGGGUCCGCCCUCAGAGACCGCGUCAUCAAGCACGGAGCCGUGGCUCAUCUGCUCAGUCUGCUGGCCGUCCCCGACCUGUCUGUCUUUAGU
Molecule: messenger RNA, 450 nt
Organism: Plectropomus leopardus (leopard coralgrouper)
Lineage: Eukaryota; Metazoa; Chordata; Actinopteri; Perciformes; Serranidae
Source: RefSeq, a predicted model, not a curated record